Messenger RNA from Aegilops tauschii subsp. strangulata, 4001 nucleotides. Lineage: Eukaryota; Viridiplantae; Streptophyta; Magnoliopsida; Poales; Poaceae. The record is from RefSeq and is a predicted model, not a curated record.
UUCAGUGCUGACUGAAGACAGAAAAUACGAUAUAUAAAGAGUAGGAUGGUGUCAUUUUUUUAAACUUAAGAUGCUUCCUGCUGCUUUCCUUGACUUGCUCAUCUUGAGUUCUCCAAAGUUUAGAUUAACAAAUCUCAAGGGUUAAUAAGAGCAAUUAUUGUACCGGUAAGACAGGCAAGGGGGAUGCUAACCAGCCAGAAGGUGUGUAUGCAAGUCUAAAGGGCAUCAGGAUUGCAAGACUGGCUGGUUCUUGUUGGCUUCAACAACGAAACUAACUUUCCCCAAAUCUGGCUGGAUCUACAUCGACUACAAGCCAGGCCAGCUGGUGGUUGUUCUUUGGAUCUGUAAAAGCAAGGACAACAAGGACAUCUCAAGUUGAAGAUUAAAUCCAGCUACUUGUCAUCAACAACAUGGUAGUACACUCUCCAGUCAUACCCAUGACUAUGAGAGUUCAGGAUCUCUAAGAUUAAGCUUCAGUUACAACAGGACCAGCCGAGCACAAGGUCUCUCUGUUUUUCUGUGAGGAUCCAUGAAACUAUUCUGAUGGUAUCAGAUUCAGAAAUACACAAGGAGGUCAACAAGAUGGACCAGAUCUAAGCCAUUACAAGGCAGCACCAUAAGCACAAUAAAGAUUUCUCCUGGAAGAAGGACGAGCUUCUUAACUUGUGAUGGUGCCAAAAUAAAGAUCUAGCAAGUUGGCAGUGGCCAUUCUUAUUAUAUUUAAGAAAAAAUACAAGUAGUUCACCACCAAACAGUGAGACGUCAGUGAAUAUCAGAAAGAAAUGGCAGAGAUUGUGAUUCUACUAGCCGUUAAAAAGAUCGGAAACGCCUUGGCAAAUGGAGCAGCGAACAAGGCCAGCGCACAUUUUGCGAAGUAUGGGACACAGCUACUAGAGCUACAGGGCAGCAUGAAUCGUGUUGUGAGGGAGCUUCGCGUGAUGCAUGAUGUUCUCUGUCAAAUGGACAUUCGAAAUCGCAACAAUCAAGUAUACGAGGGAUGGUUGGAGGAGGUACGGAAAGUAGCACAUGUGAUGGAGGACAUGGUGGAUGAGUACUUGUAUCUAGUUGGUCGGGAACAUGAUAUAGGUUGUUGCUUUUACCUGAAAAAAGGGUUUAGAAAACCAAGAUCUCUUCUUUCUUUGAACCAGAUAGCUUUCAAGGUGAAGGAAAUAGAGAAAGACCUUAUGCACCUGUCAGAGACAAAAAACCGUUGGGUUCCCAUGAUAAUCAAUGGCGAUACUAGUAGCUCGAAUUACAUUGUCAAGAGGUCCCAAGAUCUAGCAAACAUUUCACGUUCCCUUGAUAAAGAAGAUCUAGUGGGGGUGGAUAAGAACAGAGAAAAACUAGGGCGGUGGUUGGCAGGUGAUGAUUUGGAAUGCUCUGUGAUAGCGUUGUUGGGGAUGGGAGGGCUUGGUAAAACAGCUUUAGCUGCAAAUGUCUACAGGAAGGAAAGAGAGAAAUUCCAUUACCAUGCCUGGGUCUCCAUCUCUCAAACUUAUUCAAGAGAAGAUGUCUUGAGGAGUAUAAUCAAGGAACUUUUCAGAGAUAAAGUCAGUGUUCUAUCUAACAUUGCGGCCAUGGACAUAACAUGUCUUGAAGAGACAUUGAAGAAAUUUCUGGAGGAACAUAAGUGUUUGAUCAUAUUGGAUGAUGUUUGGACACCAGAAGCAUUUAAUGACUUGUCUAGGGCACUUAUUCAUAAUGAUAUGGGCAGCAGACUGGUAAUAACAACAAGGGAAGGCGUUGUUGCUGCACUUGCUUCUCGAGGGCGUAUCUUAACACUGGAAGCUUUACCAGAAGAUAAGGCAUGGGAUCUCUUUUGUAAGAAAGCCUUCCCAAGAGAUAGAAAUCAUGAAUGUCCUGCGGAGUUGAGGCCUUUGUCUGAGGAAAUAGUAAACAAGUGCAAAGGCUUGCCUCUUGUUAUUGUGUUAGUUGGAAGCCUCUUGCAUGUGCGUGAUAAAACUAUGGAAGAAUGGAGAAGAAUAAAUGUCCAAUUGAAUUGGGAGCUGAUUAACAAUUCGAGUCUCGAUCACAUAAGGAAUAAUGUCUUGCAUUUGAGCUUCAUCUAUCUUCCAACACCCUUAAAAAGUUGUUUCCUAUACUGUAGCUUAUUUCCAGAAGACUAUCUUUUCAAAAGGAAACAACUUGUACGGUUAUGGAUAGCAGAGGGGUUCAUCGAGGAGAGGGGUGAAAGCACAUUAGAAGAAGUGGCAGAAGGCUAUCUGAAGGAGUUGAUUGACAGGAACAUGCUACAACUAGUUGAGAGGAAUGGAUUUGGUAGGAUGAAGAAAUUCAGAAUGCAUGAUAUUUUACGUGAAUUGGCCGUUGAUUUGUGCCACAAGAACUGUUUUGGUGUUACACGUGAGGCUAAUUGUGGGGGGUAUGUUGAGAUGGAUGGACGUCGAUUGGUAUUGCAUAAAUUAAACAAGGAUAUUCAGCAGUCAUUUUCUAGUAUACACAGACUUCGAACUAUUGUUACACUGGACAACAACAUGCCAUCAUUCACUCUACUACUUCUGCUAUGUAAGGAGUCAAGAUAUAUGACUGUGCUAGAAUUAAGGGGUCUACCCAUCAAGACAAUUCCAGAAGCUAUUGGAGAUCUUUUUAAUCUCCGCCAUUUGGGUUUGCGUAACUCAAAAGUGAAGAUGCUCCUGAGGUCUAUUGAGAAGCUUUCAAAUUUGUUGACACUGGACCUUUUUGCAUCUGGCAUACAUGACUUGCCUAGUGGGAUUGUGAAACUGAAGAAGCUUAGGCACUUGUUUGUUGAGAAAGUAAUUGAUCCAUAUUGGAAAGGGUUUCAAUGUAGCAGUGGUAUGUAUAUCCCCAAUGGUCUUGGAAAGCUAACAAACUUGCAGACGCUUCAAGCAUUGGAAGCACAAGAUGAUUCUCUUAGACAUUUAGGGGAGCUGAGGCAACUGAGAAGCUUGAGGUUAUUGAAUGUGAAGCAAAUGCAUUGUGGACGCAUCGGUGAGUCUCUACUUCAGAUGCGGUGUUUGUCCAACCUAUACGUGAAUGCAAGUGAUGAGAACGAGGUUCUCCUGUUAAAUGUCCUCCUGCCAAGCUUGCAGAAGCUAUCUUUGAGAGGACGGCUAGCGGAAGGGGCGUUGGACGAAUCUCCUCUCUUUCAAGCUGUUGGGGGGCAGAACUUGUAUUCAUUGAUUCUAUUUUGGUCGCAGCUCAGAGAAGACCCCCUGCCAUCCCUUUCUCAGCUGUCAAACUUGACUAGUCUACAGUUCACGAGAGCAUACAACGGAGAGCAGCUCACAUUUCUCAUGGGGUGGUUUCCCAAACUGAAGAUUCUUUAUUUAACAGACCUGCCUAAUCUGAAUCGGCUAGAAAUACAACAAGGUGCCAUGGCAAGCCUGGAAAAAUUAUUCUUAGUCAACCUCAACAACAUGACAGAGGUCCCACCUGGCAUUGAGUUCCUCAUUCCCCUUAAGUACCUAGCCUUGUACGAAAUCACCAGUGACUUCUUGACCUUGCUGCGCCAAUGUUCUGCAAUUCGAGGGACGCGGUGGGCCUAUUCGCUCCGAGAUUGACCUGCCACUCAUCCGGAAGUGUGUCGGCACGUCAGUGCUGGAAGGAAGAUGCUUCAUUAUUUGCACCCCAUGCAGAUCAAGGAAAAAUAAGGGUUGAAUUCAACGGACCUUCAGGGUUUCCUCUGCUUUGUCAAGACGUACUGUUGCACUGUUUGAUGCUGUUUCCACCUCCACUAUGGUGAAUGAAAUUCCAUGUUCACUACCGCUAGUACAGUUCGUACGCCUUUUCUUGUGAAAUUUGGAAAUAUUGCAUGUUGAUUAAUUCCGGCCAUGGCUUUUAAAUAGCAUGGCAGUUAUCGUAAGACUGACUGAGUUGCUUUACAUUCAGACUAAUUCCCAGUAGUAUGCUGUUUUGAAUUAUGCACUGAUGUCCGUGUGUGUGUGCGCGCGCGCUUGUUGUGAACAAUAUACGGCAUCGCCUAUUUCAGUUGUGACUGUUAACUAAAAAAAAACCUUGGGUUU